This is a messenger RNA of Hymenoscyphus albidus, 402 nucleotides long. Lineage: Eukaryota; Fungi; Ascomycota; Leotiomycetes; Helotiales; Helotiaceae. The record is from the annotation of a GenBank genome assembly.
AUGAUCUUUCGGGGGAAUAGCGUCUUUCAUUUCGGUAAGGGCGUCGUCCAGCUGGGUAUCUAUGAGCGCGAAAUUCCAGGAAGCAAAUUGGAUUUGCAUACAAUGAUCGUCGAACUUAUCGUGAACCCACUCGCUGCGAAAGAAUUAGUGUUGUACUCACCAAAUGUGAGAGAUUGGAAACGUACGAGUCUAUGUUUCUACUUUCAUCUCGAGUCGACUGUGCGAAGAGAGGAGGCCCGGGUUAGCUGAUAUGUUCAAUAUAGGUACUUUCCUAGACCAGUCUGGAAGGUCAUCGAGUACGGUGGAGUCGACUGCGACGAGGUCCGAGGAAGUUUUGGAGAGGAGUUAUGUGUGGGAGGAGGGAGGAGAAGGUGUAUCAACCUAGACAAGGCAGAAGAUUAG